Belonocnema kinseyi is the source of this 934-nucleotide messenger RNA. RefSeq lists its product as uncharacterized. The record is from RefSeq and is a predicted model, not a curated record. Lineage: Eukaryota; Metazoa; Arthropoda; Insecta; Hymenoptera; Cynipidae. The transcript has 5 exons. Bases 93 to 815 code for a protein of 240 amino acids.
ACAACAAAAAAUCUUGUCACAAUGUUCCAAUUGUGCUAGAAAUAAUUUUUAGAAAUUGAAAUCUUAAAAGAAAGUAAAUUUUUUCAAAAAUAAUGGCACAUCGAGAUGUUUUGAGCAUACAAAAAAUGAAAAAGUUUACUGUUCCUAACAAUCUAAAUUUAAGGAAGCUUUGGAAUAUAAUAGGACCGGUUGUAGCCACAGGAGUAGUAGGUCCAGAUUACUUGCCCAUAUCAAAUUUAUUGGAUACUAAUGCUUAUGAAGUCGGAUAUAUUUUUGUUCAAACCGCUGGACAGAAAAUAAGUUGUUUUGGUCAUUCUCCCCUGAUUAAAAUUCUUGGACCAAUCAAAGAUUACAUCAAGAAAAAUGAAACAGACAAAAAAUGGUUGGCAAAUGAAUUUCCUGUAGUUAAAAACUUUCCUGAACAUCAAAAUUUUGAGGUUGUUAUGCAACAUAGUGAAAAUAAAUUAACCUUUGAAGGAAAAGAUUAUUAUUUUCUUAGCAAGCCUGAAGAGAUGAUUCUGGAAAAAAAUGUUACAAUCGAUCGAGCAAGCGAUGAAGACUUACAUUAUGCUGAAUGGUUUGGAAUGAUCCGGAAUGUAGUAGUAACAAAUGUUUUUCAAAUUAAAAUGGAAAGCAAGACAUCAUCCAGAGUCUUGCAAGUCGGUGAUGGGCCUCAUGCUAUACUUUAUAACUAUGAAAUGUGUAAAAUUGAUUUAAAAGGAAAAACGAAAAACACAUCGUGCACGGCGCCAAAUAUACCAUGGGAAGGGCUACAGUGCGAAUGUCAAGAUGGACUACCAUUGCCAACUUUCUAAAUUAUUUGUAAAUUUAACAGGAAUUUCUCGAGAAAAAUUAUUCAGGAAGCAAGUCAAUCAUCCUCUUAAAAUUAAUUAAAACAAUACUAUGUAAACAUCGAAUUUGUAAAAGGAAUAAA